Molecule: messenger RNA, 2442 nt
Organism: Chrysemys picta bellii (western painted turtle)
Lineage: Eukaryota; Metazoa; Chordata; Testudines; Emydidae
Gene: KLF13
Product: KLF transcription factor 13
Biological process (GO): regulation of transcription by RNA polymerase II
Molecular function (GO): DNA-binding transcription factor activity, RNA polymerase II-specific; RNA polymerase II cis-regulatory region sequence-specific DNA binding
Source: RefSeq, a predicted model, not a curated record
GCUCACAGCCACAUCUCUGUUUGUACGGUGCUGUUUUCUCUCUCUCUCUCUCAGUGCAGCAGCAGCAGCUGAAGUCUAUGUUCAUUGCUAACCUGAUCAACCCAGGAUGUGGCUUCUCUGUGACAUCACACCCAGAUGUUUUUCCAGGCCACGCCCCCACGGGGCUCUGAAACACUCAGAGGAGCAAUAACGGAGAAAGCUUAUUCUACUGUCACAAUGCAAUGGACGGGUUAGAGAAACUGCAUUUUUGUCAUUUCAUUGCACUCUAGAAGAUCAACAUUAAUUCCCACUUAAAGCAACAAGCUGCCAGAGUUAUGAUUUUUUCUUUCAUUGGACUUUAAAUGCCUUUUCUCUUUAGUGACAAGCUGGGUGCAAUCUUCACAAACAGAGUGCAUUUAGAAUAGCUGUUCAGUCAGCUCUGGCUUCUACAAAGGGAUCCUAAGAAAUAGGAGGGGAAAAGUCUGCUUGGUUUUGUAUUUUUUUUUUAAAAGGGAAAACGUGCAAUUUUUUUUUUAAACACACCUAUGAAAAAUGGCAACAGCAGCAUACGUGGAUCAUUUUGCAGCCGAGUGCCUUGUUUCUAUGUCCAGUCGUGCUAUUAUCCACAGUCCCAAAGGGGACGCAGAUCCCCGACCUGAUGCAGCAGUACCUCCUCCUCUAUCAAAUGGAGAAAAUAAGCGGGAAGUAAGAGAGACCGGGAAAGACAAUGGAUCGUCGCUGUUUGUGGUGGCCAGGAUUUUAGCAGAUCUUAACCAGCAUGUCCCAAAUUCUGCCACCGUUCGGAUGGAAAAAACAGAGAGCAUCGAUAACAGGGAAAAACUAAGUCCUUCUUUUCCUCCUCAGGAGUUUGGGGAGGAAAGUGUCUCCCCAGCCGGCAAGCGUGGAGAAGGAAAAGCAGCCACACCUACUAGCCUGGCUGCAGUAAGCGAGCCAAGCCCCAAACAAAGGAGCAGACGGGGAAGAAACCGGGCUGACCCCGAGUCACCCCAGAAAAAGCACAAAUGCCACUACGUGGGGUGCGAAAAAGUUUAUGGCAAAUCUUCCCAUCUCAAAGCUCAUCUAAGGACCCACACAGGAGAGAGGCCUUUUGAAUGCAGCUGGCAAGAAUGCAACAAGAAAUUUGCCCGCUCCGACGAACUGGCCCGGCACUACCGCACUCACACUGGAGAGAAGAAGUUCGGCUGCCCUCUCUGCGAGAAACGUUUCAUGCGCAGCGAUCACCUGACGAAGCAUGCCCGUCGCCAUGCCAACUUCCACCCCAGCAUGCUCAAGAGGCGGAGCGGCAGCAGCUCCAGAACGGGGUCUGUCAGUGACUAUAGCCGUUCGGAUGCAUCAAGCCCCACCAUCAGCCCCGCCAGCUCCCCAUAAACCUACCUGCACUGGAUGUCAGCACUUUGCCUCUGACACUUAUUGUGGAGUUGAAUUUGUGUUGCACACGGUUUUAAAACUGUCGCUUAUUUUGUUUUGUUUUUUCAAAUCAGUAAGUAGCUGCCUCUCACUGCAACUUCAAAACAAGAACUCUUCACCUCACCAAACAGGUGGCUGGUCUAACCUCACGGACAGACGGAUCUUAAUGUUCCACUUAGUGGCUCCUGCUGCCUCAAUAUUUCAUAUGUUUUACAGCCAUACACAGAUGCUCUUGAUUGUUGUUUAUAUAUAAAAAACCCAUAAAACCUUAAAAAACCUAUCCAUAAUUCACCUCAGGUGUCCGAGCAGUUUUGAGAGAUCGGAUUGCACAACACAAGCAUAUAUACAGUUACAAUUCAGUUGUGUUGGGCUUUCUCCCCCCACCCCCUUCUCCUUUCUCAGGGAUGGCUAUUUAUAUUACACAAUAAGUACAAUGAAGACAUACCUUUGCCACAACCUUACUCGGUAAAUAUAUUUGCACUCAGAAAUAUUUUGUUAGUUUUUUUCACACACGUGGAGAAAAAACAAACAAACUAGUACUGGAAGUUAGUGCCAGGCUCUUUUAUUGUUUGAUUUCAGUUACAUCCUACCUUUGGGGGGCCCACUUUUUCAUGCAGCUGCCCUUUGCUUUUGAGAGCAAGCAAUCCUUUCAUUUCUCACCGCAGAUGCUCCAAAAACCAACUUCCUGUUGCAAAAAGCUUCCUGUCCGAGUUGGAUAAACUUUUCUUUUUAAAGCUAGAUUAACUUCCAAGAAAGAUUUCUAAACGAGAUGCCUUAAUCAAAGAAUCUAAACACAAGGAAACACAUUGACACUGGGUAACAGCUUUUCCAGCAAGGUGGUAUGGAAUUUUGGAGGCAUUUUGUCUUCUAUCUCUCUGAGUUAUAAGCUCUUUCUGCACUGCCUAUCGAAUAUGGGACCAACGAAAUAUUAAAGCAAACCACAUUGACUUGAACAACUUUCUUCCCCCCCCCCCACUUAAAAAAAAAAAAAGAACGGAGAAAACCUUGUAGCUGAACCAAUGCCCAUCAAAACUU